Molecule: messenger RNA, 3475 nt
Organism: Dipodomys ordii (Ord's kangaroo rat)
Lineage: Eukaryota; Metazoa; Chordata; Mammalia; Rodentia; Heteromyidae
Product: protein HIRA
Exons: 23
Coding region: 70-2796 (908 amino acids)
Biological process (GO): regulation of DNA-templated transcription; chromatin remodeling; DNA-templated transcription
Cellular component (GO): HIR complex; nucleus
Molecular function (GO): protein binding; nucleosome binding
Source: RefSeq, a predicted model, not a curated record
GGCAGCAGCUCCAUGGCCCGGGCGCGCUGAGGGACCCGGCUCUCGCUUCAGCCCGGCGGCGGCCGAACAAUGAAGCUCCUGAAGCCAACCUGGGUCAACCACAAUGGCAAGCCGAUUUUUUCAGUUGAUAUUCAUCCUGACGGGACCAAGUUUGCAACUGGAGGACAAGGGCAGGAUUCUGGGAAGGUUGUGAUCUGGAAUAUGUCUCCAGUCCUCCAGGAGGAUGACGAGAAGGAUGAAAAUAUUCCCAAGAUGCUUUGCCAGAUGGACAAUCACUUAGCAUGUGUGAACUGUGUGCGGUGGUCAAACAGUGGGAUGUAUUUAGCUUCUGGGGGAGAUGACAAACUGAUUAUGGUGUGGAAGCGGGCUACGUACAUCGGGCCCAGCACUGUGUUUGGUUCCAGUGGUAAGCUCGCCAAUGUGGAGCAGUGGCGGUGUGUCUCCAUCCUCCGGAGUCAUUCAGGCGAUGUGAUGGAUGUAGCGUGGUCUCCUCAUGACGCCUGGCUAGCCUCAUGCAGCGUGGAUAAUACUGUCGUCAUCUGGAAUGCUGUGAAGUUUCCAGAAAUUCUCGCUACUUUGAGAGGUCAUUCUGGUUUGGUGAAAGGGUUAACUUGGGACCCUGUUGGUAAAUAUAUUGCCUCCCAAGCUGAUGAUCGCAGCCUGAAAGUCUGGAGGACAUUGGAUUGGCAACUAGAGACCAGCAUCACAAAGCCUUUUGAUGAGAGGGAACAGGCUCUGCCCAAGGUAGUGACUCUGAAUGGUCUGGGCAUUCUGGUAUGCUCCAUGGAUGGCUCUGUGGCAUUCCUUGACUUCUCUCAGGAUGAACUCGGAGACCCCCUGAGUGAGGAAGAAAAGAGCCGCAUUCAUCAGUCCACCUAUGGCAAGAGUCUAGCCAUCAUGACCGAGGCCCAGCUCUCCACAGCUGUCAUUGAGAACCCUGCGAUGCUCAAGUACCAGAGGAGGCAACAGCAGCAGCAGCAACUGGACCAGAAGACUGCUACAGCCAGGGAGAUGGGCUCAGCUUCUUCAGUAGCAGGUGUUGUCAAUGGAGAGAGUCUGGAAGAUAUCAGGAAGAACCUUUUGAAGAAACAAGUUGAAACACGGACAGCAGAUGGUCGGAGAAGAAUCACACCUCUCUGCAUAGCACAGCUGGACACUGGGGACUUCUCCACGGCCUUCUUUAACAGCAUCCCACUCUCCGGCUCCCUGGCAGGCUCCAUGCUCUCCUCUCCUAGCAGUCAGCAGUUACUGCCACUGGACACCAGUACCCCCUCUUUCGGCGCCUCGAAGCCUUGCACAGAGCCUGUGGUGGCCACUGGUGCCAGGCCUACAGGCGAAUCUGUCAGUAAGGACAGUAUGAAUGCUACCUCUACUCCUGCUGCAUUGUCACCCUCCGUGUUAACAACCCCAUCCAAGAUUGAACCCAUGAAAGCAUUUGACUCCCGGUUUACAGAGCGGUCCAAAGCCACACCAGGUGCUCCUUCCUUGACCAGUGUGACCCCAACAUCUGUCGAAAGGUUGAAAGAUCAGAACCUUAUGAAAGACCUGAGGCCCCGAGACCUCCUGGAAAGCAGCAGUGACAGUGAUGAAAAGGCCCCCUUAUCCAAGCCCUCUUCCCUGUCUAAGCGAAAACUUGAGCUGGAGGUAGAGACUGUGGAAAAGAAGAAGAAAGGGCGCCCUCGGAAAGACGCCCGUCUCCUGCCCGUGUCCCUGUCUGUCCAGUCUCCAGCUGCCCUGACUGCAGAGAAGGAGGCUAUGUGUCUGUCUGCACCAGCACUUACAUUGAAGCUGCCUGUUCCAAGCCCCCAGCGAGCAUUCACUCUCCAGGUGAGCUCUGACCCUUCCAUGUAUAUUGAGGUGGAGAAUGAAGUGACGGCUGUGGCAGGAGUGAGGCUGAGCCGCCUCAAGUGCAACAGGGAAGGGAAGGAGUGGGAGACGGUGCUCACCAGCCGGAUCCUCACUGCCGCUGGUAGCUGUGACGUGGUAUGUGUUGCCUGUGAAAAAAGGAUGCUGUCAGUGUUCUCCACCUGUGGUCGCCGCCUCCUCCCUCCCAUCCUCUUGCCUUCCCCCAUCUCUACUUUGCACUGCACGGGUUCCUACGUCAUGGCGCUCACUGCUGCUGCCACACUGUCAGUCUGGGAUGUUCACAGGCAAAUGGUCAUAGUAAAAGAAGAAUCUCUACACUCCAUCUUGGCAGGAAGUGAUAUGACAGUGUCACAGAUCUUGUUGACGCAGCAUGGAAUCCCGGUGAUGAACUUGUCUGAUGGGAAGGCAUACUGCUUUAAUCCGUCACUCUCUACAUGGAACCUAGUUUCUGACAAGCAGGACUCACUGGCGCAGUGUGCGGACUUUAGGAACAGCCUACCAUCCCAGGAUGCCAUGCUGUGCUCAGGACCGUUAGCCAUAAUCCAGGGCCGCACCUCCAACUCUGGAAGGCAAGCUGCCCGGCUCUUCUCCGUGCCUCAUGUGGUACAGCAAGAGACCACGCUGGCCUACCUAGAGAACCAGGUUGCAGCAGCACUUACCCUGCAGUCUAGCCACGAGUACCGCCAUUGGCUCCUCCUCUACGCACGGUACCUUGUAAAUGAAGGCUUUGAAUACCGACUCCGAGAAAUAUGCAAGGACUUACUGGGUCCAGUUCACUGCUCCACUGGAAGCCAGUGGGAGUCAACAGUAGUGGGGCUGCGGAAGAGGGAGCUGCUAAAGGAGCUGCUGCCGGUCAUCGGGCAGAACCUCCGAUUCCAGCGCCUCUUCACCGAGUGCCAGGAACAGCUGGACAUCCUGAGGGACAAGUAGCCUGCCCUGGCUUGCCUCAGCUGCAGCGUGGACAGGGCCGUGCUCUCACUGCCGACAGUCGCCCAGGGCCAGCCACCCACCUGGCUGGGCUGCAGUGGGAUGAGGAGACACUGGCAGGAGACACGCUGUCCCGGGCCAGUGCCAGACUGGGUGUGCCCUGUGUCCUGGGCCUGAUGUCCCCUCAAAGAGGGGAAGCUUGUCCCUCCCUCCAGGGCUCCCCUCAAGGAGGUGGGACCAGGGCUCUGCCCAGACGCCCUGGCGCCAGCAAGGCCCUCCCCGCCUGCUGUCUCCAGCUCAGUCCUGAGGUAGACACCAGCCCCUGCCACUGCAGGUGCCACGCUGCUCCCACCAUGAUGAAUGAGCCAUUUGUGAGAGCAAGAAUCCAGAAACAUUAGGUAUUACACAGUCAUCAGACUGACCUAAGACCUGUGCAAGAGAAAAGCUGUUCCAACACGCGGACUAUUUUUGUACUAGAAUUUGCUAACUUGUAAUAUGGAAUUUUCUUUGGCCAAUAAUCAGGAUAUCCCUAUAAGUUACUUGGACAUUGGUUACUUGUAGGAAAUUUAAACUCUAAUUAUGACAGCUACACUGAAAAAUAAUUGUACUGAAAUUAACUUGUCUAUCUUCAUUUGGUUUAAUUUUUAAAUGUUUGUAAAAAGAGACUUUUUUGGGGGAUGGG